GGGUCGUCUUCUAGGCAUAGACACGAACAGUCAAGUCAUCCAUGCAUUAUUGCCUGGCGGCCCUGAGCUUGAAUUGUGCCAGGAGUCAUUUACGGCCCAAUGGGUAGCACGCGGAGAUAGUCUUGUAGUAAGGACUUUUCAGGAAUCGAAAGGAGUUACCGGUAUCCGGUUUGGGGGAUUCAAUCAACUGAUUGUACCCCCAGACUCCUCCUCGCUAGACCAUCCAAGUCAGCGGGCCCGAACAAUAGAUGAGGACCAUAUAGGCAUGGUCAAGUUUAAAGGAAGGAACGAUAAAGCUUACGAGAUGGUGAAAGCGGAUAUUGAAGAGCUAGUCGAGAAUAGUGAAGUAGUAAAAGCAGCGAGAGACCCAGGGAAUAAUAUGACAAAACAAGAUCGAAAGUGUAUUCAGGACUUACGCGUCACCGACCCCUGCCACGACAAGGAACGUAUUGAGAAAACUAAGGGUGGACUGCUGGAGGACUCAUACCGCUGGAUCCUCCAAAACCCCGACUUCCAAAGAUGGCGUGACGACGAUCAGAGCCGACUACUAUGGAUUAAAGGCGAUCCUGGCAAGGGCAAGACGAUGCUGCUUUGCGGUAUCAUCAACGAGUUGAAUAAGCCAAUGACCAAGACAGGCCAGCUGUCUUUCUUCUUCUGCCAGGCCACAGACUCACGGAUUAACAGCGCCACGGCCGUGCUUCGAGGUUUGCUGUACUUGCUUAUCAAUCAGCAGCCAUCAUUCGUCCCGCAUUUACGGAAGAAGUAUGACCACGCAGGCAAAGCACUCUUUGAGGAUGCAAACGCCUGGGUUGCCUUAUCUAAGAUCUUCACAAACAUUCUGCAAGACUCAAACUUGAAUACUACAUACCUAAUUAUUGACGCACUUGACGAGUGCGUAUUAGACUUGCCAAAACUGCUUGACUUUGUUGUCCAGCAGUGUUCAUUAUCACCUUGUGUGAAGUGGGUAGUCUCUAGCCGCAACUGGCCAAGUAUUGAAGAACAACUGGUGAAGGCAGGACAGGGGGUAAGGCUGAGCCUUGAGCUGAAUGCGGAGUCUGUUUCUACUGCUGUUGGUGUAUUCAUCCAGCAGAAAGUGCUUCAGCUAUCGCAGGAUAAGAACUACGACGACGAAACUAAGGGCGCUGUGCUUGAUCAUCUGUACUCAAAUGCGAAUGAUACAUUCCUCUGGGUAGCUUUGGUCUGCCAGAAUCUUAAGGAGAUGUCCCGGUUGAAUGUCGUCACUAAGCUGAAGUCAUUUCCACCAGGACUCAACUCUCUUUAUGAGCGGAUGAUGCAGCAUAUCAACGACUCAGACGAUGCUGAACUCUGCAAGCGUGUGCUAGCGACAAUCACAGUCGCGUAUCGCCCCAUCACGCUAGAAGAGCUAUCCUCUCUUGUAGGGGAGCUCGAUGGCAAGGAUUUGGGGUUAUUGCAGGAGAUUGUUAGCCGCUGUGGCUCGCUUCUAACUAUCCGAGAUGGUACCAUCUACUUUGUCCACCAGUCUGCAAAGGAUUUUUUGCAAAAAGAGGCAUUCAACACCGUAUUCCCAUCUGGAAGCGAAGAGGCCCAUUAUGCAGUCUUCUUGAGAUCACUGCUUUCAAUGUCCAAGAUGCUCCAACGAGAUAUGUACAGAUUGGGAAGAUUAGGAUAUCCCAUUGAAGAGGUCUAUCAGCUGAAGCCAGAUCCCCUAGCGCCGUUGCGCUACUCGUGUACCUACUGGAUCGAUCACCUCUGUGACUGGAGUUCUAGCACUUCUGCAUACGAUAAGGACGUCCUCCAGGACGGAGGCCUUGUCGACAGCUUCCUUAGAAAGAAAUACCUUUACUGGCUUGAAGCUCUAAGUCUCAAUAGAAACAUGUCAGAGGGUGUGCUUGCAAUAGGAAAACUCAACACAUUAGCCCAGAAAAGCACAGAUGGACCUGGCUUGACAAACUUACUUGAAGAUGCGCGCCGAUUUAUUAUGGCCCAUAAGUCGGCAAUAGAGAAUAGUCCACUUCAGGCAUAUGCUUCCGCGCUCCUCUUUAGCCCCACUCGCAGUCUAAUAAGAGGCCUUUUUAAGAAGGAAGAGAUGGGCUCAGUCACAAUAAAGCCAGGUAUGCAAGAGAACUGGAGCGCUUGCUUGUCAACGCUCGAGGGCCAUAGCGAUUUUAUUUCCUCGGUAGCCUUCUCACACGACUCGACCCGGCUGGCGUCAGGGUCAGGUGACCACACAGUCAAGAUCUGGGAUGUGAGUAGCGGCAAGUGCCUGUCGACGCUCGAGGGCCGUAGCAGUCAUAUUACCUCGGUAGCCUUCUCACACGACUCGACCCGGCUGGCGUCAGGGUCACGUGACGACACAGUCAAGAUCUGGGAUGUGAGUAGCGGCAAGUGCCUGUCAACGCUCGAGGGCCAUAGCAGUUUUAUCUUCUCAGUAGCCUUCUCACACGACUCGACCCGGCUGGCGUCAGGGUCAUAUGACGACACAGUCAAGAUCUGGGAUGUGAGUAGCGGCAAGUGCCUGUCGACGCUCGAGGGCCAUAGCAGUUUUAUUUCCUCGGUAGCCUUCUCACACGACUCGACCCGGCUGGCGUCAGGGUCAUAUGACGGCACAGUCAAGAUAUGGGAUGUGAGUAGCGGCAAGUGCCUGUCAACGCUUGAGGGCUAUAGCAAUUCUAUCUCCUCGGUAGCCUUCUCACACGACUCGACCCGGCUGGCGUCAGGGUCAUAUGACGACACAGUCAAGAUCUGGGAUGUGAGUAGCGGCAAGUGCCUGUCAACGCUCAAGGGCCAUAGCAGUCAUAUUACCUCGGUAGCCUUCUCACACGACUCGACCCGGCUGGCCAAUUCUAUCUCCUCGGUAGCCUUCUCACACGACUCGACCCGGCUGGCGUCAGGGUCAGGUGACGGCACAGUCAAGAUCUGGGAUGUGAGUAGCGGCAAGUGCCUGUCGACGCUUAAGGGCCAUAGCAAUCCUAUUUCCUCGGUAGCCUUCUCACACGACUCGACCCGGCUGGCGUCAGGGUCAUAUGACCGCACAGUCAAGAUCUGGGAUGUGAGUAGCGGCAAGUGCCUGUCGACGCUCAAGGGCCAUAGCAAUUCUAUCUCCUCAGUAGCCUUCUCACACGACUCGACCCGGCUGGCGUCAGGGUCAUAUGACCGUAUAUCCAAUCAAGGCCUAAGUUUGAGUUUAGAUAAUAUGUGGAUAACAUACAAUUCAGAAAACCUUUUGUGGCUACCGUCAGAAUACCGGCCAUCACGCGCAACAGUAUCUAAGAAAACGAUAGGCAUUGGUACCGGAGGUGGAAGGGUAUGGAUAUGCGAGAUUCAAUAAACUCCAAAACGUUAGAACAUUCACAUCAUUGUUAUAUUCUGUAUUAUAUUUAUUAUUCUCUCUAUUUCAUAGAG
Lindgomyces ingoldianus is the source of this 3384-nucleotide messenger RNA. Its product is annotated as WD40 repeat-like protein. NCBI's taxonomy places the organism in Eukaryota, Fungi, Ascomycota, Dothideomycetes, Pleosporales, Lindgomycetaceae. The coding region runs from base 266 to 3310 and encodes 1014 amino acids. Gene Ontology annotation, molecular function: protein binding. The record is from RefSeq and is a predicted model, not a curated record. The transcript is spliced from 5 exons.